Messenger RNA from Solanum lycopersicum (tomato), 2509 nucleotides. RefSeq names its product metacaspase-1-like. Lineage: Eukaryota; Viridiplantae; Streptophyta; Magnoliopsida; Solanales; Solanaceae. Gene Ontology annotation, molecular function: cysteine-type endopeptidase activity. The record is from RefSeq and is a predicted model, not a curated record. Gene Ontology annotation, biological process: proteolysis.
UAUUUCAGUCCACUUGUGAAGUUGAGCAUCUUGUUCGAUCUCCUCCAUUUAUAAAAGUAAAAGGAACAUUAAAAGUAAGAAAUUUGGCUGUGGAAAGAUCCUUUCCUUUUCCCCCAUUCCACUCUAUUCGUCGUCCUUUUGGACAGAAGAAGAGAAGUGCUAUGUUUUUGUGAAUGUUCAAAACUAAAGGGGCACAGUAUUUCAGUCCACUUAUACAUUUGCAUAUGUUAUUGAGCAUGUGAGAAUCUUGAUGAUCAUAAAGAGGAAGGGCUUUCUGGGGAAUGCUUUAUAUUUUCUGAAGGGAUUAUAUUAUGUUAUGAGAAGCAUGUUUACAAUUGUGCUUUAGAUAUAAGCUAGAAUAAAGUAGCCUUUUUGAUCAUUUGUUCUACCUUUUGAUUCUUCACGUUAAAUCCCUAAAAUAUUCCUUCCAGUAUUCAUAAACAUAAUUAUAUCUUUUUAAGCAUAUUUAGUAUACCAGAAGAGAGUGAAAUUCACCUAUAUAUGAAGCAGAACAAAGCACUUUAUUCCUUUUAUAUGUAAACUUGGUGAAAUAGACAUCCGUUCAAUCUUACAGCAGCUAGUCGUAUGAGCAUGAGCUCAAUGUUAUGUCAAACUUAAAUCAUUUUCGUCAUAGGAUGUCAACUUCAAUCAAUUUCUUCGUACUUGGAUCCAAUUAAUCGACAAAUCAUGGACAGAAAAAGACCAAGUCUAAAGAUAACUUGUUCAUUUUUCACUUCAAGGCAAGGUUUAGAAUAUGCUACUGUUCUAAGCCACUCUAUGUAGGAAUAUUUACUUUCCAAAAAGAAGAUGGAAAAAGGAAAGUUUCAUCCCUUGCUUCUGUACUGGCAUCUUCUUCUAGUUCACACAUCACAUUAUAAUUGUCGAUUGAAUUUCAAUGAUAUAGAAAUUCAGGGACAAGCUUGAUUGAGAAUCAACCAAAAUUAAAAAGAAAAAUUAGAAAAUGACUCACUUUUGGUUUAGUGGAACAACUCAUGUUCACAUCUUGAUAAAUGUUUAUGAAUAUCUUCCUGCUUUUACUUAUUAAUUAGUUAGAAGAACAUUGAUCAAUUUCACAUAAUUUCAAUAAGUUGUGCAUUUAGUGAAGUGACUUGUCCUAGUGCUUACUUAUUGUCUGCUGACUUUACUUACUGAGGCCUAAGUAGAACUAGUUUAUCCCUUUGUGAUGUAUAUGGUAUGUCAAAAAUGUCGACAGCAACUGCCAUUGCCACCACAUAGUAAGCUAUUUCGUUGUGCGUGUGGCAAUAUGAUUCCACUAGGCAAUAGUGAGAGGUCACUGCCAAUCCAAGAACAUGGUAGAUUCAGUUCUAAAAUGAGAAGAUUCAGAGAUAAAUUUAGGAAAAACAGUUCAAGAGAGAACAGCCGAUCUCCUUCUCCGAGUGUUAGUCCACGUUUGUCUCUUAUUUUUACAAAGCCAGCACCAAGUGGGAAGCGUGCACUUCUUUGUGGGGUGACUUACAAGAAGGAGAAAUUCAGACUUAGAGGAACACUGCAUGAUGUACACAGCAUGAGUGAUUUGCUCGUUCGGAAAUUUAACUUUACAAAUGACUCUAUUCUCAUUCUAGCAGAAGAAGAGGCAUUUAAACCUCCAACUAGGAGAAACAUCCUGCAGGCUUUCAAGUGGUUGAUGGAAGACCUUAAAUCAGGUGACUCGUUGGUGUUCUACUUCUCAGGACAUGGCUUACGACAACCUGAUUUUUGUGAAGAUGAACUAGAUGGUUUCGAUGAAACAAUCUGUCCUCUUGACUUUAGGACUAAUGGCAUGAUCAGCGAUAAUGACAUCAAUGAUAUUCUUGUUAAACCACUGCUUCCAGGUGUUACACUUCAUGCUAUUGUUGACGCUUGUCAUAGUGGAACUGUUCUUGACUUACCUUGGGUAUACAAAGAAAAUAGAUGGGUUGAUAACAGACCCCCAUCUGGUGCUAACAAGGGUACGAGGGGUGGUAUGGUCUUCGGUUUCAGUGCUUGCAGGGAUAAUCAACUAGCUGCAGAUACCUCUGCUUUCUCUGCUGAAAAAACUAUGAUGGGUGCCAUGACUUACACAUUUAUUAAAGCUAUCUGGGAAAUUCCAGAUAUAACAUACCAAGGAUUACUUGAUAAUAUGCAUAAGGCAAUUGAAAAUGUUAACGAAGCUAGAUGUCCACUGUUGAAGAUAUUUCAACGCAAGAUAGACCAGGAACCGGUGUUAUCAUCUUCUGAAAAAUUCAACACUGACAUAAGGUUCAAGCUCUAAUUUCUGCUGCAGAAAGACGAAUUUGGACCUAGAUAUUUCCAGUUCCAUCAUAAAAUGCGGGCGCGGGCGCUGCUAGUUUUAUACUCGUCUCUUGUAAUUGCUUCCGUUUCUUUAUCUUCCUCGAAAAUACGAUCCAAAGAUUUGUAUCAAACUCUCUUUGGCAUUUUUCUAUGCUCAUUCUGCCUAUAUAAUUUGUAUCUAUAUCUCUGAGUUAAUAAUUGCAAGUUUUCAAAUAAGAAAUUGUGUUCUGAUGGUGUC